Zingiber officinale is the source of this 1345-nucleotide messenger RNA. Its product is annotated as putative L-ascorbate peroxidase 6. The transcript has 10 exons. The coding region runs from base 1 to 1011 and encodes 336 amino acids. Lineage: Eukaryota; Viridiplantae; Streptophyta; Magnoliopsida; Zingiberales; Zingiberaceae. Gene Ontology annotation, molecular function: heme binding; peroxidase activity. Gene Ontology annotation, biological process: response to reactive oxygen species; hydrogen peroxide catabolic process; cellular response to oxidative stress. The record is from RefSeq and is a predicted model, not a curated record.
AUGGCUUCGGCCAUGCUGUAUCUUCCGCCGCUCGACCUCUCCGGCGGACCGUUUUCCCCGCGACCGCGACGGUCCACGAGCACCGGCAGAAUUAGCAGCGGGUUGCAUCCGAAGCCGUUUCCUGCAGGAUGCGUCGGAUCGGACGCGGCGCAGGUGGACCCUUCGGAUGCCGACGGCAAUUGCGGGGACGCUGCCCCUUGUACAGGAAAAUUUCUGUCAUCCUAUGGAAGAAGAAGGCUUACCUUGGCAUUGUCUCUUCCUUUCAUGUUUCCUCAGUACCAUAUUGCUAAAGCGAUUGACAUCAGAGAAGAAGCAUUGGUUAUUCAAAAUGGGGUGAGCAGUUUUAUGACCAAGGCAAAAGCUGCUGGAAUGCUACGUCUGGCUUUCCAUGAUGCAGGGACAUUUGAUUCAGGCGACAAUUCAGGUGGAAUGAAUGGUUCUAUAGUAUAUGAACUUGAGAGACCAGAAAACGUUGGUCUUAACAAAUCAGUCAAAGUAUUGACUAAAGCAAAGAUGGAGAUUGAAAAAACUCACCCAGUAUCAUGGGCGGAUCUAAUUGCUGUAGCUGGUGCUCAGGCGGUUUCUUUCUGUAGAGGACCAACUAUUCCUCUUCAAUUAGGUCGGAUAGAUGUAAGGACACCAGAUCCUGAAAGAAGGCUUCCUGAAGAAACUCUAGAUGCCUCUGGUCUAAAGGAGUGCUUUUUGAAGAAAGGCUUUUCGACACAAGAACUAGUUGCAUUAUCUGGAGCACAUACGAUUGGAGGCAAGGGAUUUGGCAGUCCUGUUAUUUUCGACAAUGCCUACUACAAAAUACUUCUAGAAAAACCAUGGGCAUCUUCAGCCGGUAUGUCAAGCAUGAUUGGGCUUCCAUCAGAUCGAGCAAUAGCAGAUGAUGACGAAUGCUUAAGGUGGAUAAAACUUUAUGCAGUUGAUCAGGAGAAGUUCUUUGGUGAUUUUAAGAAUGCUUAUAUCAAGCUUGUUAACUCUGGAGCUUCAUGGAAAACUGUGUAACUAAAGAAAUUUUCUCCCAUGGCAACAAAAGUCUAUCAGAAACAGAUGAAGACCACAAAACAAGAGUUUUGCUACUUCAUGUAGUUUAUCGUCCUUUUUAGCUUUGUUACAUUGACAACAAUCAUGUGGCAAAAGGUGAUUAGCUCGUCGUACCUCUGUCAAUCCAUCUCUAGGUCAAUACUGAAGAGGUAAAUCAGACUACUAGUUAUUAGUGCAAAUGAUAAGACAUGAGAGAAAAUAUGUUCGGUCACACCGAGUUUCGAUCCCAAAACUUUAUGUGGUAACAUUCCAUAUUUUAAUCAUCACACCGCCUUGAGAAGACUACAUUGGCAAC